Nasonia vitripennis (jewel wasp) is the source of this 1239-nucleotide messenger RNA. RefSeq names its product odorant receptor 41 (gene Or41). Gene Ontology annotation, cellular component: plasma membrane. Bases 2 to 1195 code for a protein of 397 amino acids. The transcript has 3 exons. Gene Ontology annotation, biological process: detection of chemical stimulus involved in sensory perception of smell; sensory perception of smell. Gene Ontology annotation, molecular function: odorant binding; olfactory receptor activity. NCBI's taxonomy places the organism in Eukaryota, Metazoa, Arthropoda, Insecta, Hymenoptera, Pteromalidae. The record is from RefSeq and is marked reviewed.
AAUGCGCACUCGAGUCAAGCGUUUGAAGGUCUCGAGGUCUUCGAAAACAAAAGGUGGAUUCUCGUAUGAAUUCAGAAUAUAUAAAAUCAUAACGUGGCCCGCAGGCCUUUGGCCGUUAGAGAGGGACAACAUAUUCAACGUCCUGCGCUUUUUGCUAGCGGCAUCGAGUCAGAUGUUCAUCGUCGUAGCGGCCUUGGUGGAGAUCUACAGAAAAUGUGGAAACGUAGCGGACGUCCUUGACUACUACGCACUGAGCAUAGCCUUUUGGCUAUCCUUCGUGAGACUCGUCCUGGUGAGAAUACACUUGGCCAAAAUCCACAAGAUCUGUUACAACGCUCGUAAGACUUGGGCCAGGAUAAAAGAUCCAGAUCUCGUGAAGAUCAUGAUCAGCCAUGCCAAGACGGGCAAAAGGUUCUACUACCUCCAGAUGUCGAUAGCCUUCGUCAUAGUCACGCUGUACGUCUUCAACCCCCUGAUUUUGAGGAGGUACGACGCGGCCAACCUGCCCAUGCAAACGGUUUGCACCUUCAACAACGCCGACGUUCUCAAGCACACGGCUGUCUACUUCAUCGAAACCCUGAGCUUCGUUUAUUUGGCCGUGGGCUUCAUCAGCAUAGAUCUGCUGUUCUUGGGUAUAGCCAUGCACCUGUGCGGCCAAUUGAAGAUCUUGCAGAAGGAGUUCAGCGAGAUCGUGGGAAAAUCGACGAGUCAGGCGGAUUGCAUCCGAUACGUGAUAUCGCUGUCGAGGAGGUUUCAGAGAGUCGUCGAACUGACGGACGACAUCAGGAAGACUUUCAGCGAGAUUCUGCUGGUCAACUUCGUGGUGAACCUGUUUUUGAUAACCAGUCAGAGUGUCACUCUCCUGCUGGCAUUGAAGAUCAACAACUACUUCCUGGCGGUUAAGUGCUCGCAGACGUUCCCGAUUCUGUUGAUAGAGAUGUUUCUCUACUGCUACGUCGGCGAGCUGUUGAGGCACGCGUUCGACGACAUUCCCAGGGCUAUAUACAGCAGUCGCUGGUACCUGCUUCCCCCGAAGAUUCGACGGGGCUAUUUGCUCCACGUCAUGGCCCAAGCUAGCAAGACGUUCGAUCUGACCGCGGGAAAAAUGAUUCGAAUGAAUAUGUGCACUUUCAUACAACUGGUCAGAUCCAUCGUGUCCUUCUUUUCGCUGCUUCUGCUGAUGUUCGACAAAUAAAUCGCACUGAGAAAGUACGUUAAUAAAGAAAUUGAAAAUUGAAA